This is a messenger RNA of Lathyrus oleraceus (garden pea), 2335 nucleotides long. RefSeq names its product L-type lectin-domain containing receptor kinase S.4. Lineage: Eukaryota; Viridiplantae; Streptophyta; Magnoliopsida; Fabales; Fabaceae. Bases 219 to 2249 code for a protein of 676 amino acids. The transcript has a single exon. The record is from RefSeq and is a predicted model, not a curated record. Gene Ontology annotation, molecular function: protein kinase activity; carbohydrate binding; ATP binding. Gene Ontology annotation, biological process: protein phosphorylation.
AGUCUUGAUACCAUUUAGUCAAAAAAGAGUCUUGGCAGUUGGUCCUAGAGAAAAUUGGAAAGAAAAGUUCUUAAGAAGCCGGCAACUGCCCCAGUCAAUAGUGGCCAAUAUGACUUAGUCACGUUCCUGUUUUUUUUCCAAUUCUUCAUUCAUUGAUUUCUCUUCAUAAAAACCUCUAUAGUAUCAAUCAAAACUUCACACUUUUGAAAAGUAGAGUUAUGAAACCUAUCAUCAUGCCAAUUCAUCUUCAAUUCUUCAUAUCACUUUUUCUGUUCCUUUCUCUGCCAGUUUUAUCCGAACUUGACCACCUCAUGUAUGCAGGAUUCAAGGAUGUUGGUCCCAACAAUCUAACCUUGAAUGGAAUCGCAGAGAUAGAGAAAAACGGCAUCAUAAAGUUAACAAAUGAAACAAGCAAAUUAAUGGGCCAUGCUUUUUACUCUCAACCUAUCAAACUAAAGAACUCAACAACCGGUAAAGCUUUCUCCUUUUCUUCAUGUUUUGCAAUUGCUAUUGUUCCUGAGUAUCCUAAACUUGGUGGUCACGGCAUGGCUUUCGCAAUAGCACCUACAAAAGAUCUCAAAGCUUUACCUAUUCAGUAUCUUGGUCUUUUCAAUUCAAGCGAUGUUGGCAAUUUCUCUAACCAUCUUUUUGCUGUUGAGUUUGACACUGUUCAAGACUUUGAGUUUGGUGAUAUUAAUGAUAACCAUAUCGGAAUCGACAUCAAUAGUUUGCAGUCAAAUGCAUCUAUUAAUGCAAGCUAUUACACUGAUGAUUCAAGAUUACAAUAUCUUAAUCUUAAAAGUGGGAAACCGAUUCUUGUUUGGGUUGAUUAUGAUUCUUCGCGGAAUCUUAUUAGUGUUACACUUUCUCCAACUUCAACCAAACCGAAAAAACCAACCUUGUCUUUUCAUAUGGAUCUGUCACCUAUUUUUCAUGAUACUAUGUAUCUUGGUUUCUCUGCUUCAACUGGUUUACUUUCUAGCUCUCAUUAUGUUUUGGGUUGGAGUUUCAAAAUCAAUGGACCAGCACCAUUUCUUGAUUUGUCUUCACUACCACAGCUUCCACAGCCAAAGAAGAAACAAACUUCUUUGAUAAUUGGUGUUUCGGUCACUGCUUCUGUAAUUGUAUUGUGUUCGAUAGCUAUUUCUAUUUACCUUUUCAGAAAAAUCAUGAAUGCUGAUGUAAUUGAAGCAUGGGAGCUUGAAAUUGGGCCACAUAGAUACUCCUAUCAAGAGCUUAAGAAAGCUACAAAAGGCUUCAAGGAGAAAGAGUUACUCGGGCAGGGCGGUUUCGGAAGAGUUUACAAAGGGACAUUUCCUAAAUCAAAAGUCCAAGUAGCUGUUAAGAGAGUUUCACAUGAAUCAAAACAAGGUCUGAGAGAAUUUGUGUCGGAAAUAGCAAGCAUAGGCCGGCUUCGCCAUAGAAAUUUGGUUCCGUUACUCGGAUGGUGUCGUCGUAGAGGCGACCUUUUACUUGUAUACGAUUUAAUGGCAAAUGGAAGCUUAGAUAAGUAUUUGUUUGAAGAUUCAGAAAUUGUGCUAAGUUGGGAACAAAGGUUUAAGAUAAUAAAGGGGGUUGCUUCGGGUCUUUUGUUUCUACAUGAAGGGUAUGAUCAAGUGGUAAUACAUAGAGAUGUUAAAGCUAGCAAUGUGCUGUUAGAUUUUGAACUCAACGGAAGAUUAGGUGAUUUUGGAUUGGCAAGGUUAUAUGAACAUGGUGCUAAUCCAGGAACCACAAGAGUGGUAGGAACAUUAGGCUAUUUGGCACCAGAGUUGCCUAGAACAGGAAAGGCUUCUACAAGCUCUGAUGUUUUUGCAUUUGGCGCGCUUCUGCUCGAGGUUGCUUGUGGAAGAAGGCCUAUUGAACCAAAGGCAUUACAAGAAGAGUUAGUGUUGGUGGAUUGGGUGUGGGAAAGGUUGGAAGAAGGAAGAGUACUUGAAGUAGUGGAUCCUAAAAUCAAUGGUGAUUUUGUUGAAAGUGAGGUAAUGAUGGUGCUGAAGUUAGGAUUGAUAUGUUCAAAUAAUGUUCCUACUAUAAGGCCUAACAUGACACAAGUGGUGAGGAUUUUGGAUGGAGAAGUUGAGUUACCAAAUGAAAUGAGAAAGCCAGGAGGUAUUGAACCACAAGAGGGAUUUGAUGAAUUCUUGCAUUCUCUUGGAACUACUUCUUCUUUUGAUAAGACCAAUUCAAGCUCUCAUGUUGUAAAUAAAGACAAGAAUAGUACCUCUUAUGCCAAUUCACCUAAAUAACAUGGUAAUAUAAAAUACCCGUAUAUAAAUUUGUAAUAUUUUAGAAACUUGUACAAUCUAUUUAUAAUGGUAAAUUCUUCCCGCCA